Messenger RNA from Magnolia sinica, 639 nucleotides. Its product is annotated as probable phospholipase A2 homolog 1. The transcript has 5 exons. Gene Ontology annotation, molecular function: A2-type glycerophospholipase activity; calcium ion binding. Gene Ontology annotation, biological process: phospholipid metabolic process; lipid catabolic process; pollen development. Lineage: Eukaryota; Viridiplantae; Streptophyta; Magnoliopsida; Magnoliales; Magnoliaceae. Bases 157 to 624 code for a protein of 155 amino acids. The record is from RefSeq and is a predicted model, not a curated record.
AGCCUUUACCUCACGGUGGGCUCUCUGUUCGUUACUAGCUUGGGACGGGUGGGGUCAUUACCAAUCCGCGUCCUUCCCUCCAUCAAAAUCCAAGACGAAAGGGAACAGAAGCAAAAUGCCACGAGAGGAGAGGAGAGGAGAGGAGAGGAGAGGAGAAUGCCGCACGUUCACACACGGAGGACACGUGUCGCCGCCGCGAUCACCUGCAUCUUCUUCCUCGUACUGCAGUGCGUGGUUGAUGCCCAUCCUCAGCCCCAGAUCAACUGCAGCAAAACAUGCGUUGCUCAGAAUUGCGACACUGUCGGUAUUCGAUACGGUAAGUUCUGUGGCAUUGGAUGGACUGGUUGCCCUGGAGAGAAACCUUGCGAUGCGCUUGAUGAAUGUUGCAAGCUUCAUGACGAAUGCGUUGGGAAAAAAGGGAUGACAGAUGUGAAAUGCCAUGAGAAGUUCAAAAGCUGCAUGAAGAAAGUACGUAAAUCUGGGAAGAUUGGGUUCUCUCAGGACUGCCCUUAUGAAACAGCCAUGCCGACGAUGAUGCAAGGCAUGGAUAUGGCCAUCUUACUCGGCAAGUUCGGCAACCGAAAUUUUGAAUUGUAUAAAGAUGACCACAAUCACUUGACUUGAACCUAUGUCUAAAAU